Aphanomyces invadans is the source of this 1152-nucleotide messenger RNA. RefSeq lists its product as hypothetical. The record is from RefSeq and is a predicted model, not a curated record. The transcript is spliced from 5 exons. Bases 4 to 1017 code for a protein of 337 amino acids. Lineage: Eukaryota; Oomycota; Saprolegniomycetes; Saprolegniales; Verrucalvaceae.
GCGAUGCCGUUGGAAACGCCGGCGGAGUCGACCUCGGCAGUGGACACCACAGAUACAUCAAGCCUCCUGAACGACCCCACAUCGCCCGAUAUGCAGAACAACACAAGCCAGGAGCAGAAUGCGUGGAGUGAAACGCGUCAGACGGGACCUCAGGCAACGACAAGUGUCAAAGAACCAGGGGCUGCAGCUGCUUCAGGUUCCAGUUCUGCUCCCACAACACGCCCACUUACACCACCGACAACAGCUUAUAGCGAAGGUGGGGUAAAGAGAAAGGAACCGCACCCAACGCCAUCGCCUUCUGUGGAAUCGAUGACCUUCGCAGACCUCAAGGCAGCACAGCGGCGGAGUAUGAAGGCCGUCCGUGAUAUUGCACUCAAGGAAAUCAACGCGCUGGAACCUGAAAUGUCCGAAGCGAGUCGCCACGAAAUCGCCGCUGUUUUGCAGGCUCACGUGAAUGAGAUGAGCUCGUCCGCGUUCACGCACCUCGCGCGCGUCUACUUUCCUGCCGAACUGCAGUCCACGAAAAAGCCUGAAAAUCCCGUGGAUCCCGUUGCAUUGGCCCGGAUAAGAGAACUCGACGCGCAGAUCCAUGCUGCCGAGCAACGUAUUCACGCACAUCAAACGAGCCUUCCUGUCAUUGUCCGGCAACACCUUCAAGCGAGCUUUACAGAGAAAGCCAAGGCGCUUGAAGAUGCGCUUUCGAGUCUACCGCACGCUACAAUCGAGAGCGACACCGCUAUCCAGUACUCGAAACAUGACAUUGCAGCUGUCAAAGCCACGUUUGCCCGAAUCACGUCGAAAAUUGAUCAGUUGAGCGUCAAUCUACCGCUGACGAUGCAAGCUGCCGCCAACACCAUCCAAGUGGUUCAGCACGCCGUGAGCCAGCCCAAGUCCCGACUCGAUGCUCUCAUGGAGCAUGGGGGCGACAGCAUUUCAACUCCUGCGACUUCAUCGCCCGCGACGUCAGCGACCCCCAGUCCCAACUCCCUCCGUGCGAAGCUGGCCCGGUUGCUUUAACUUAACUUGGCCAGUCGCUGCUUUUGUCGGUCGCGGAAUACGUCGUGUGUCGGUCGCUUGGUCAAGACAUUUCCUACGAUGGAGAAAUGAUGCAUUCGGUUUUGCCGCAUCAAUCCAUCGUCACGAUUCUUCCUA